Molecule: messenger RNA, 450 nt
Organism: Saprolegnia diclina VS20
Lineage: Eukaryota; Oomycota; Saprolegniomycetes; Saprolegniales; Saprolegniaceae
Exons: 1
Coding region: 1-450 (149 amino acids)
Biological process (GO): P450-containing electron transport chain
Cellular component (GO): mitochondrion
Molecular function (GO): 2 iron, 2 sulfur cluster binding
Source: RefSeq, a predicted model, not a curated record
AUGAUCGGCCGCCUUCACCUCCGCGCCUUGGCUCCGAUGGCCCGCGCCUGCAAGAUGAGCAUGGCUCCGUCGGCCCGCGCCAUGAUGGCCGCUCCGUGGAGCGCCCGUAGCAUGUCCACGGACAAGAUCAGCUUUACCUUUAUCGAAGCCGAUGGCACCAAGAAGGAUGUGACAACCGCAGUCGGCGAGACCAUCUUGGACAUUGCCCACGCCAACGACAUUGAGCUCGAGGGCGCUUGCGGCGGCGAACUCGCGUGCUCGACGUGCCAUUGCGUCUUUGAUCCGACGAUCUUUGCGACGUUGCCCGCGAUCUGCGAAGAAGAAGAAGACAUGCUCGACUUGGCAUGGGGCUUGACCGACACGUCGCGCCUUGGCUGCCAGGUCAAGGUCACAAAGGACAUGGACAAGAUGGUCGUCAAGAUCCCGGACGAGAGCAACAACAUGAUGUAA